AUGGCUCAAGACGAUACUUCUAAACUUCAUGUCCUCCCUGCCUUUGUGCCGUUCUUUUGGUCGUUUGUUGGCAUUGGAAUCGUACUCUUCAUCUACUCGAUAAAAUACGCAAAGAAAUAUUGUACGACUGCAGCCUUCCUCCUCACGCCAUUCAUUUGUAUCAGUCUUAUCUUUGACAAUGUCAUUAUGGCUACAACAGGCAUCGAUCGACGAUGUACCAGUACUCAAGCCAUGUUAGCGUUCCAUGCAUGUAUCACUCCUAUGUUGUUAUUAGUGUAUUAUGAAUUGGCGUAUUUGGUACACAAGCACAAAUCAGUAAAUUUCUGUGGAAUCUCGUUUGAAAGUGAUCAUCGAGAAUGUCGAAGCAUUGGGACAAAUACAAGAGCAAGAGCUUUGGGUUACUCAUUUUAA
This is a messenger RNA of Plasmopara halstedii, 411 nucleotides long. RefSeq lists its product as uncharacterized. Bases 1 to 411 code for a protein of 136 amino acids. The record is from RefSeq and is a predicted model, not a curated record. The transcript is spliced from 3 exons. NCBI's taxonomy places the organism in Eukaryota, Oomycota, Peronosporomycetes, Peronosporales, Peronosporaceae.